AUGGUGUCUUCUAUAGUAAGGGACCGGGAGGUCGGGCGUCUGCUGUUCUCAGUUCUGCUCCUCGCAGCCUGGGAGGCUGGGAGCGGCCAAGUCCACUACUCCGUCUCUGAGGAGUCCAAACACGGCACCUUCGUGGGCCGCAUCGCCCAAGACCUAGGGCUGGAGCUGCAGGAGCUGGUGCCGCGCCUGUUCCGGGUGGCGUCCAAAGGCAGUGGGGACCUUCUGGAGGUAAAUUUGCAGAAUGGCAUUUUGUUUGUGAAUUCUCGGAUCGACCGCGAGGAGCUGUGCGGGCGGAGCCUGGAGUGCAGCAUCCACCUGGAAGUGAUCGUGGAGAGGCCGCUGCAGGUUUUCCAUGUGGAGGUGGAGGUGAAGGACAUUAACGACAAUCCGCCCAUGUUUCCAGUGGCGGUAAAGACUAUCCGGUUUCACGAAUCGAAGCCGCUUGACUCGCGGUUUCCUCUAGAGGGCGCAACUGAUGCAGAUAUCGGAGUAAACGCUCUUCUCUCCUAUAAGCUCAGCUCCAGUGAGUUUUUCUUUCUAGAUAUACAGACAAAUGAUGACCUAAGCCAGUCUUUGUCUCUAGUGCUUAAGAAAUCCCUGGACAGAGAGGAAAUAUCCGGGUUUAAUUUGUUACUGGUGGCAACUGAUGGGGGCAAACCUGAGCUCACCGGCACUGUUCAAUUGCUUAUUAAGGUAUUAGAUGUGAAUGACAACGAGCCUACUUUUGACCAAUCAGUUUACAAAGUGCAAUUGUUAGAGAACGCCGCAAACGGAACGUUAGUGAUUAGACUAAAUUCUACUGAUGCAGACGAAGGAUCAAACAGCGAGAUUGUGUAUUCAUUUAGUAGUGAUGUGCCCUCCACUAUAAAGACCAAGUUCAAAAUAGAUCCUAGCACAGGGGACAUCAGAACUAAGGGACACUUAGAUUAUGAAGAAACGAAAUCCUAUGAGAUUCAAGUCAUUGCAUAUGACAAUGGAACUCCAUCAAUGUCUGGGCACUGUAAAAUUUCAGUAAAACUUGUGGAUAUCAAUGAUAACACACCAGAAGUCUCAAUAACAUCUCUUUCACUUCCAAUCCGAGAGGAUGCUCCUCUGGGCACCGUAAUCGCCCUCAUCAUGGUGUCCGACCGUGAUUCCGGUGACAACGGGCAGGUGACCUGCACCAUGACUCCCAAUGCCCCCUUCAAGCUGGUCUCCACCUUCAAGAAUUACUAUUCGCUGGUGCUGGAUAGCACCCUGGACCGCGAGAGCGUGGCAAAUUAUGAGCUGGUGGUGACAGCACGUGACGGGGGGUCGCCUUCGCUGUCGGCCACCGCCAGCGUGACCGUGGAGGUGGCCGACGUGAACGACAAUGCACCUGAGUUCGCGCAGCCCGAGUACACGGUGUUCGUGAAGGAGAAUAACCCGCCCGGCUGCCACAUCUUCACGGUGUCUGCGCGGGACGCGGACGCCCAGGAGAACGCGCUGGUGUCCUACUCGCUGGUGGAGCGGCGCGUGGGCGAGCGUGCGCUGUCGAGCUACGUGUCGGUGCACGCGGAGAGCGGCAAGGUGUACGCGCUGCAGCCGCUGGACCACGAGGAGCUGGAGCUGUUGCAGUUCCAGGUGAGCGCGCGCGACUCGGGCGUGCCUCCUCUGGGCAGCAACGUGACGCUGCAGGUGUUCGUGCUGGACGAGAACGACAACGCGCCCGCAUUGCUGCCGCCUGGGUCUGGCAGGCUGCCGCCGGGGGCUGGCAGCGGGGGCGGCGUGGUGAGCCAGCCGGUGGCGCGUUCUGUGGGUGCGGGCCACGUGGUGGCGAAGGUGCGCGCUGUGGACGCGGACUCGGGCUACAACGCGUGGCUGUCUUACGAGCUGCGGCCGGAGGCGGGGGGCGCUCACAGCCCGUUCCGCGUGGGGCUGUACACGGGCGAGAUCAGCACGACGCGAGCCCUGGACGAGGCGGACGCGCCGCGCCAGCGCCUGCUGGUGCUGGUGAAGGACCACGGCGAGCCGAAGCAGACGGCCUCCGCCACCGUGCUACUGUCGCUGGUAGACAGCGGCCAGACGCCAAAGACCCCGUCACUGAUGUCCGCAGGUGCCGUGGGCGCGGAAUUGGUGCUGGUGGAUGUGAACGUGUAUCUGAUCAUCGCCAUCUGCGCGGUGUCCAGCCUGUUGGUGCUCACGCUGCUGCUGUACACGGCGCUGCGGUGCUCGGCUCCGCCCACUGAGGGCGCGUGCGGGCCGGGGAAGCCCAUGCUGGUGUGCUCCAGCGCGGUGGGGAGCUGGUCGUACUCGCAGCAGAGGCGGCAGAGGGUGUGUUCUGGGGAGGGCCCGCCGAAGACCGACCUCAUGGCCUUCAGCCCCUGCCUACCCCAAGGUCCAGGCUCCGCAGGAGAAAGACAGCCACCCUCAGAAUCAGAACACUUAGAAAAUGUGAGUCUUUUAUUUUUUUUCGUCAAUUCUAGAGUUGUUUUAUUUCCUUUAUUCUUU
Messenger RNA from Pteropus alecto (black flying fox), 2469 nucleotides. Its product is annotated as protocadherin alpha-2-like. NCBI's taxonomy places the organism in Eukaryota, Metazoa, Chordata, Mammalia, Chiroptera, Pteropodidae. The record is from RefSeq and is a predicted model, not a curated record. Gene Ontology annotation, biological process: homophilic cell-cell adhesion. Gene Ontology annotation, cellular component: plasma membrane. Gene Ontology annotation, molecular function: calcium ion binding.